Messenger RNA from Racocetra persica, 1323 nucleotides. NCBI's taxonomy places the organism in Eukaryota, Fungi, Glomeromycota, Glomeromycetes, Diversisporales, Gigasporaceae. The record is from the annotation of a GenBank genome assembly.
CAACUGCGGAUAAGGCGGAUCAAAAGGUUGGUGUAGAAAAAGACCAAACUCAGAAACAACCUGAAGAAACUUCGGAACAAGAACCUGCCAAUGGUUUUGGCGAAGACGACUGUACUUGGGAAGCUGAGUCUAAUGUCUACGCGGAUGAUCUUGUUGAGGAAUAUUGGUCAAAGAAAAGAGAGGAGGAGGAAGUCGCAUCAACAUCAAAAUCGAAGGGAAGAAAGAGGGCCGCACAACCAUCAUCGCCUGUUAUGAAGCAAGAUUCUAAAAGACAACGUAGUUCAAAGAAAACAAAAUCGCCGAGAACUAAGAUGGAAGAAGAUGAGUUUGAUGAAGAUUGGGAAAAUCAGGUUGUUGCAGUUGAAACUGUCACACGUGAUGAUAAAAACGGUGAAUUAUUGGUAUAUCUAAAAUGGAAAAAUGGGGAAACAUCCAGACAUCCAGCAAAAGAUGCCAACGCAAGAUGUCCCCAGAAGUUGUUCUACAAUGUAUUUAUUGCCAACGAAUGUUCAGAAAGCCCUUCAACCGCAACCGAACAUACUUGUCCUGUGUGCAAUAUCAAGUGCGCUGCCGUCGAACUGAGCGAUCAACUUCCUCCAAACCUCAAUAUGUUUUUUCGACCUGCUCACGAAAUAAUGGAUGAAGCUGCUGAUGUUAUGAGGCAAACAAAUACAUUUUCACUAUUAAGAUUUUUGAAAGAUAAAGUGACAAAGCAAAAACAAAUGCUUGACAAAGCGAAAGACGAAUUGCUUCAAUAUAAAGAUAUAAAAAAUCAAUUACAAGCAAUUAAAAAAGAAAAUCAACGGUUAAAAGCUCAAAUACAAGAUGUUCGCUCAAGCAUAGCUGUAAAUGAGACGACGGAAUCCCCAUCAAAGCUGAAUUCUAGUUUACGAACUCGUAAAUUAUCCGGUGAUCGUCAUAGCAAUCAUAGUAAUCAUAUUUGUAAGCCAAGGACGCCAAAUCCACCCACGCGUUUGUCAUUACCAGAUAGUAGUUCACCUGUUCAACAUGGCUACUAUUAUAAUAAUAAUGGCAAUGGAUUUACACCAGAAAAUCAAUCAUUAUGGAAUAAAGGUGAAGAAUUUGAUGGUGGAGUAACUCCAAAUCAAAUAAAUCAUGAUAAGGGUUUUAUUGGUCAAUCAUCUAAUAAAACGUAUUCUACCUUCAUUGGUGAUGGUUACGAAAAAUAUUCUCAUCAAUCAACAAGGUUACAAUCAUUUCCUCGCCCCGGAACGGCUUCAGGUACACGUAUGACAUGGAAUCAGUUGCACAAUGAUGCUGGAUAUAUAACACGGCCUAGUACACCAAUUAUGAAUGGUUCUG